Molecule: messenger RNA, 699 nt
Organism: Mytilinidion resinicola
Lineage: Eukaryota; Fungi; Ascomycota; Dothideomycetes; Mytilinidiales; Mytilinidiaceae
Exons: 3
Coding region: 1-699 (232 amino acids)
Source: RefSeq, a predicted model, not a curated record
AUGACUCCAGAAUGCGGCCAGAGGAACUUGCCCCGGCCAGACCUGGUGGGUGUGGCCAUUCCCAUAUCGACCGCGCCUGCUCCUACCGUGGCCGCUCAGUCUGCCCGCCGCCGCGCUCGAUCGACCCGCCCAGUCGGUCAGAGGACUACAUCCACCCUGUCAGACAGACUGAUAGGUGCGAAAACGAGGAUACAGCGGUCACAAUCAUCGCGGGGUCGUAGAAGCGCCAAUCGUUCUGCUUCGCUAUGGCAUGUCAACGCGGCGGACAUGCAAAAAAGCGAGGAUUCGAGCCGUCACUUCUGGCUCCUCUACAGCCUCGCACCCCACGGCACCGACCGUGUCAACUACCGCGUAUGGAAGAAGCUGUUUAGAGCCUUGAGAGGUAGCCUCGUCUCUAGCUGGCUGUCGGCAUCUACUAGCUGGACCUGCCCGGGGACAUCACCAGCCUCAGGAACCUACCCAGCGACGACUUCCGGGACUAUCAGCGCGGGAACGGGUCUUACAUCCCACAAGCUCGCAGGAUACUCCUGCAGACCAGGUGUUCGUUUGACCACCGCUAAUCUCACUGCCAUCGUGGCCCAUUCUACAUUCGCCGCGACUGAGACCGCUCCUUUCUACAGACAAAAGACUGCCGCUCUUGGAGAAGUCUGCUUGGCAAGGCUAUUAAGCAGCGAUAUGCCGCCGGCGUUACUGCAGUGA